AUGACAACCCUGCAACAGACCAGAGCUGCAAUUGAAGGCGUUGGCGGCACUUUGAGACCAAACGGAACUGGGUACCAAGUCUUAGAGCAGGUACAGCAUCCUCAAGCUCUGCAACUAUCAAGUUUAAAUGAUGAACGGGCUCAUGCACAGAUUUUUCAAGCGUUGCAAGGACGGGUGGAGGGUGUGAAUCAGGAGAACUGCGAAGCUGGGGACGAGAACUCUUUUUUCGUUUGUGAUCUGGGCGAAGUCCAUAGAUUGUACGCCCAUUGGCGUAGUAAGCUGCCUCGGGUCCAGCCCUUCUAUGCGGUCAAAUCCAAUCCAAACAGACUAGUGCUGGAGACUUUGGCGAAACUGAACGUGAACUUCGACUGUGCGUCGAAAUCAGAGAUUGAAAUGGUACUUUCCCUUGGCGUCGAUCCAUCGCGCAUCAUUUAUGCCAAUCCGUGCAAGGCGUCGUCUUUUAUUCGGUUUGCAAAAAAUCAGUGUGUCACCAAGUCCACGUUUGAUAAUGUAGAAGAGCUUGCUAAGAUCAAAAAAUACCAUCCACAUUCGGAGCUGCUUCUCCGGAUUGCAACAGAUGAUUCCACGGCGAAAUGCAGACUAUCAACCAAGUAUGGCUGUGAUAUGCAAAACGUGGACUCUCUGCUAUCAAAGGUCAAAGAGCUGGGGCUAAACAUGGUCGGUGUCUCGUUCCACAUCGGAUCGGGCGCCUCUGACUUUAGCACUUUCUACAAGGCCGUCAGGGACUCCCGCGAGGUAUUCAACCGUGCCAGCAGUAGGUUCGGAUUGCCAAACGUGAAGAUCCUCGACAUUGGCGGCGGAUUUCAUUUGGAGACGUUUGACGAGUCAAGUGCGUCCUUGAAUGUAGCCCUAAAAGAGUUCUUUCCCGAGUCUUCGGAUGUGACGAUCAUUGCAGAGCCUGGCCGUUUUUUCGCCGCGUCACCCUUCACGCUGGCGUGCCAUGUUAUUGCCAAGCGCACACACACCGACCGCGAGGCCAUGCUCUACAUAAACGAUGGUGUCUACGGCAACAUGAACUGUAUCUUGUUCGACCACCAAGAGCCCACACCACGUGUACUUUGCCAUAACUCCAACUACCACUAUCACGACGCCGGAUCCACGUCCGCUACCGAAACCGUAAGAUGUCCUAACAAGGUGUCCAUCUGGGGUCCUACAUGCGACGGUCUCGACUGCGUGACUAAAGAAUACUACAUGAAAUACGAGCUUUCUGUAGGUGACUGGCUAUACUUUCCCGUUCUCGGAGCAUAUACUUCAUCCGCUGCGACCCAGUUCAAUGGCUUUGAACAGUCUGUGGACGUGAUCUAUAUCAAUUCCAAUGCUCUGUGA
Messenger RNA from Lachancea dasiensis, 1347 nucleotides. The record is from the annotation of a GenBank genome assembly. Lineage: Eukaryota; Fungi; Ascomycota; Saccharomycetes; Saccharomycetales; Saccharomycetaceae.